AAUCUUUCAAACGAUCGCCAACUGCCGUGCAGUCAAGGUUUGUUUAAGUAAUUGUCCAAAAAAUAGUUUCAGAGUGUGAAAAUGGUGUCGAGUGUAAAAAUGAUCUUGGCUCUCACCGUCUUGGCCACCGCAGCCUGCACUGGGUACGCCAUUAAGUGCUAUGAGUGCGAAUCCGAGAUUGAUUCCAAGUGUGGAAAGGACUUUAAGCCAGAUAGUAGUUUCAUUACGGAUUGCUCGCAGAUAGAGCCAUCUACCACUUUCUCCAUUUUAAGCAUCGUAGGCCCAGAUUCAAAGCCAGUUGCCAGCGGUUGCAUGAAGCGGACCCUUGAGAUUCCCGAUAUCCCACAUAUUAUCAAGAGGUCCUGCUACUUUGGCAACAUCUCCGACACGAUGGAUGGCUGUCAGUGGGAUCCCAAUGAUAAGCUCAGCAAGUUUAUGAACUGCGCGAUUUGCACCGAGGACAAGUGCAACGGAUCCUCUUCCCUGGCCCCCAUCGCCGGAGUCAUCCUCUUCUUUGGCUUGGCCCGUCUGCUGGCCUGAACUAGGAGCCAG
Drosophila erecta is the source of this 552-nucleotide messenger RNA. RefSeq lists its product as uncharacterized. The coding region runs from base 82 to 540 and encodes 152 amino acids. Lineage: Eukaryota; Metazoa; Arthropoda; Insecta; Diptera; Drosophilidae. The record is from RefSeq and is a predicted model, not a curated record. The transcript is spliced from 3 exons. Gene Ontology annotation, biological process: positive regulation of voltage-gated potassium channel activity; regulation of synaptic transmission, cholinergic; sleep.